Psilocybe cubensis is the source of this 1323-nucleotide messenger RNA. RefSeq lists its product as uncharacterized. The coding region runs from base 1 to 1323 and encodes 440 amino acids. The record is from RefSeq and is a predicted model, not a curated record. The transcript is spliced from 2 exons. NCBI's taxonomy places the organism in Eukaryota, Fungi, Basidiomycota, Agaricomycetes, Agaricales, Agrocybaceae.
AUGGAACAUCAAUACCGCCGGGGGAUAUACCGCCCAAAAGCACAACGCCUGAGCAUAUCUCUUGCCCCGCUGGUCGCGCAGAGGUCGCUCUUAUUCAGAGUCAAGGCAGACCUUGCCACGAAGACAAAUUACGGCGAGUUGACACCGACGGAGGAAUCGGAUUCGGCGGUAACCUCGGAGUCGGCAGCUCCCUCGCCUGCGUUGUUCGUCGUCACUGCGUCUGCAUCGGCACGGAUCAUCAGUGCUGCUCUAUCUGUUCUAUCGACGUGCAGCGUAUACAGCCAGGAAUCAUGGCAAGGUGGCCCCUCUCCAUUCGCCCCAGUUUCCGCUGCUUCUCCUAUUUCAGUUGCUGCACCUACUCGUCCUCUUACGCGUGCACCUGCUGGCCUUUUUCUUAACGUGGGCGACACAAGGAGGCAUGGCGUUGCAUUCAGCCCGAGCCUUCAAUGGGAAACAUUGUCGGACGAUGCCACUUCAGAAACGGAUAGUCAACAUUGCACAGAGUCUGGAGUGGAAAUCUCUUCAAACCCAUCACCCGGUGUUCAACAGACUCUUUCAGUCGAAAUUUCACAUGCUCCAGAACCCCGGGCCAACCUGAGGGCCCACCUUCGACUGAGCACUAGCUCGAGCAUCUUGAGCCCCUUUUUCCGGGGAGGCAGUCCGACUGUAUCAUCAGAGGAGCAAAUCCCUGUCAACCUGUUGGCGCUCGACUCGGAUGGCGAGGCUUUACCUGUUAUCGUAUCAUCGAAGAAGAGGGCCAGCGCUGCAAAGAGGAUCUCAAAGCACGCCAAAGCAUUUGGGAAAGCCAUGAGCCAUCUGUCCAUGCAGCCAAUCAACAAGAAGGAUAGCCAGAUUGCAAAAACUUCGUCGCGGCGACAGACUACAAUAGCAGUUGCGCACCCGCACCUCGGAGAAGUGACACAAGAGCGUAAAGAAUCUUCGCACAGUGAAAAUAUGCCUGUGAGACCCCGCCCUCCUCGUUCCAUUCGGCCGCCGUGCAAUGUAGAGGGUUCACUAUCCGAUGCUACGCCGAUCCAAGCCCCGAGGUCAAUUUCCCCUCCUCCUGCCAUCGCCAUCCCUGUAAUGAAAGGAAGGGGACACAGGCGGUACAACAGCUCUCCAGCCGUACCUCACUUCGGCUCCACUGAGUUCAAGGGUUGGAACAGAACGGAAAUGCCCCCGAUGCCUACUUUGCCGCCAAAAUCUGAGUUGGCGAAGUUCAAGUUGGGAAGUAUGCCACCUCCUCGCCCACAACGGUCGCUUGCGCGCGUGAAUAGUGUCGGGCAGGGGCAUGUACGAGCAGUUUCUGUUGAUUGUCUAUAG